AUGAAAAAGAACAAUGAACUAGCCCAAAAUGAAACCAUAACAAUGGAAUUCAUCCUCCUUGGUUUCCCUGGCUCUUGGUAUUUACAGCUGUUCAUCUUCAUCCUCUUCCUUAUGAUGUACAUCCUGACAGUUUUGGGAAAUGUGGUCAUCAUCCUUCUAGUAAUAAUGCAACGUUGCCUCCAUACUCCUAUGUAUUUCUUCCUUUGCAAUCUCUCUUUCCUGGAGAUAUGGUACACAACAGCUUCUGUCCCUAAGACCCUUGCUAUCUUUCUUGGAAAGAACAGAAGUAUCUCUUUCACAGGCUGCAUUCUGCAGAUGUACUUUGUUUUUGCCUUUGGGUGCACAGAAUACUUCCUGUUAUCUGUCAUGGCUUAUGACAGAUACUUGGCCAUAUGUUACCCCCUGCACUAUAAUACUAUUAUGGAUAUCCACCUCUCUAGUAAGUUGGCAGGUGGCUGUUGGCUGUGUGGAUUCAUCAUUAUUUGUAUACCAGCCUUUCUGAUCACAAGAUUGUCUUUCUGCGGCCCAAAUGUGAUUAAUCACUUCUACUGCAACAUUGAUUCCUGGAUUGUUCUUUCCUGCACCAACACCUAUGACAUUGAGAUGGCAGCCUUUGUCAUAUCCAUCAUUGUUAUAUUGGGAUCCUGUAUAAUAACACUUCUUUCAUACAUUUACAUCAUCUCCACCAUCCUGCACAUCCCAUCAGUGAAAGGACAGCAAAAAGCAUUUUCCACAUGCUCCUCCCAUCUUGCUGUUGUGGUCAUUUGGUAUGGCUCCACCAUCUUUCUAUUUGUCAAGCCUUCCAAAUGGACAUCUUUAGAAAUGACUAAAAUAGUGAACAUCUUGAACACAAUUGUGACUCCAUUGCUGAAUCCUUUCAUUUACACACUAAGAAAUAAAGAGGUGAAGGAGGCAUUUAGAACUUCAUUGCACUGGGACUGA
Molecule: messenger RNA, 942 nt
Organism: Elgaria multicarinata webbii
Lineage: Eukaryota; Metazoa; Chordata; Lepidosauria; Squamata; Anguidae
Product: olfactory receptor 6F1-like
Exons: 1
Coding region: 1-942 (313 amino acids)
Biological process (GO): G protein-coupled receptor signaling pathway
Cellular component (GO): membrane
Molecular function (GO): olfactory receptor activity; G protein-coupled receptor activity
Source: RefSeq, a predicted model, not a curated record